Molecule: messenger RNA, 393 nt
Organism: Mesorhabditis spiculigera
Lineage: Eukaryota; Metazoa; Nematoda; Chromadorea; Rhabditida; Rhabditidae
Source: the annotation of a GenBank genome assembly
AUGCGUACCUUCGUGCUGCUCGUCGCCCUCGUCGCGGCCGUGAACGCCUUCACCGGCCUGCCCUCCACCUACACCACCAAGCAAAAGAACGACGCAUGCAAGGACUACUGCAUGAACGCCGGUGACCCGUCUCCCCUGACCGGAUUCGCGUUCGCCAGCAACGGCUGGGAGCUGUGCAACUGUCAGGUGGCCCAGCAGAGUGGAAGCUGGCUCGGCUCGAACUGCUACAACCAGUGCCACAACCGGUGCGUCAACACCCUCGGCCAGUGCUCGUGGAACCAGGCGCUGAACACCGACUACAAGGGCCCGUGCUGCUCGACCUCGCAAACGAACACGACGGUGUUCAACCAGUGCUACAAGAACACCGCCCCAGUCGGCCUCUGCUACAGCACU